AUGCAUUUAUUCCUUUUAUUCGGUUGUUUCGGUUGGUUAAUACCUUUAAUGCCAAAUACUGGAGAGUAUGUUGCUUGUCGAGAAGAUGGUAGUCUACGUGUUGGGGAACCACAAAUAAGUUCUGGAAAAUCACUUCUAUGCAUCAUAAACUUCAUUCUAUUGUAUUUCUCAUCUAUGGUUGCUGCUAUCUGGUCAAAUAUAUUUGACUAUGCUUUAUUGUAUCAAAUGAAAAAAAUUACUUAUAGUCUAGACAAUCGAUUUCAUCAUCCUUAUACUACCGAUCAUCAUCAUCAUCAUCAUCGUCGUCGUCGUCGUCCACAUCGUCAAGAUCAUCAUCGUCAAAUAGAUAUGGAAAUGAAGCAUUUUCAAUCAUGUUUAACAAAAUUUAGUGAAACUUUAUCAAAAAAGUAUAAUAAACCAAUAUCAUCAUUACCACGACGACGACGACGACGCCGACGGCGACAUCAACAACAACGACGUCGACCACCACCACCACAACAACAACAAGACUAUUCUUUACAUAAGCGUAUUUCUGAUGAACCAUUAUCAGAGUUGACUAAUUCAGUCAAUUUAACCAAUGAAAAAUCUUCUGAAUUCGAAUUAGUGAAUGAAGAUCAAACCAUCAUUUAUACUCCUGUUAACAAUGAGAAUAAUGAGACAAUUACUGAGUUACUAAAUACACCGAUUACAAAAGAUAAUGAUAUAACACAUAAUAAAAUGUAUAAAUUGAAAAGGCUUCAUUCAUCUUGUUCUUUAUCAUUGUCAUCUCCAUCUAGAUCAUCUGAAUCACCUUCAUCAUUGACUACUUCUUCAUCUUCAUCUUCAUCAUCGUCAUCAUCAUCAUUAUUAUUAUCUAAUCAAAAUAAUAUAAAUAAUGAAAAAAUAGAAGAACAUUUAUUAUGCUUAUCAUCACAUAACAAUAAUGAAUCGAUUAAUGAUGAUACAAGCAACAUUCGAAAAGUACAUUCUACACCUAGUAAAACUCAUAGUGGUAUAGUAUGCUUAGAAUCAGUUAUUCAACAGUCUCCAAUAAUGCAGAAUAUAUCCUUGAAUCUAAAGUCUGUUGGUCAUGACUAUCGACUGUAUAAAUGUGGUUCAUUCACUGGUAUUCCUUUGAAUUCACUAGUUGACCUUCUACUCUAUGAUUGUUUAGAUCCUUGUGUUUAUUCUUCAUCAUGUUUUCCUAUCACUAAACCAUUAAUCUCACAAAUACUAUGGAUCCAGUUAUUUACAAGUGAUAAAUACUUAUUUAUUCAUAAUUUCGAUACAAUUGACAAUAGUAUCGGUGAUCUUAGCACUGGUAAACAUUCUACCCAACAUAAUGAUCAUCAUCAUCAUCAUUGUACAAAUACAGUAGGCAAUAUCCCAAUAAAAAAAUCAACAACUUAUUCACAUAUCAGAUCACUUAUGCUUAAACAAGGCGUCAUCAUUUCAUCACCAUUAAAUCAGUCAAUAAAUACUCAAUCACAAACAACUUGUUUACAUCUUCUAGCAUUAGCUAUUCCUUUAGUGUUUACUUUGAUCAGUUUAACAGCAGCAGAAAUUGAUGGGAAUUCAUUAACUGGUAUCUGUACAGUUGGCCUAGUCAAUAUAUGGGCACGUGUUGGCCUAUUGUUUUUUCCGUUCACUUUAUGCUUAAUAAUUAAAUUCUUUUAUUUUAUACAAAUAAUACAUCAAUUUGUACGAUUACGUCAUAAAUUUCUAGUAUCAUCAUUUCGUGUAGAUCAUGAAAUAGCUCAACGCUUAGUACGUCAUGCUUUAUUUUACGGUCUAUUUUUGAUCUUUCUGCUUAGUCUUUGGUUAUUUUCAAUAUGUAUUCACGCCUAUGUCUACAUGAAUGAACCUGUUUGGUUGGAAUCACAAAGACUUUUAUUCUUAUGUCGGAUACGUUAUCGUUUUAUGGGAUUUGAUGAAUCUGCAGCAAUGAAUCUUUGCGUUAAUACUGCCCCAUCAGCUCAGUGA
Heterobilharzia americana is the source of this 1962-nucleotide messenger RNA. The record is from the annotation of a GenBank genome assembly. Lineage: Eukaryota; Metazoa; Platyhelminthes; Trematoda; Strigeidida; Schistosomatidae.